AGGAAGGAAAGAGUAGAGCAGGAAAGAAGGAAGAGCGAGCUGAAAUAGAGGACUGACGCUUACUGAGCUCACAGAGCCUGAGGAGAUACUACAGGUGGACCUGAAAACUGGAUAAAAAUCAAGUAAAACUAAUUGUAGAGUAAAGCUAUCAUCUGCCAGUCUGAGGAAUCUGCCCAUAUUUCACUGAGGAACGGAAUUUAUUUAACAAGUUAAGAGAAAAGUUUCUCUGCUGGAGGAAAAGAUUUUGAGAAAACAGAAAACCUUUUUUUACAUAAAUCUAAAAACUGCACCAUUACAUACCAGACAUGCUGAUGAACGGCAGGAUGAGUCUUCCCCGAAACGGUACCCUGGAGAAGCCAGCGUCCCUGCAGUCCCCAGCGGAGCGAGGAGAGCCCGAGUCACCUCACCCGCGCCUCCACCACACCGGCUCCAUCUCCUCCAGCACUCCAGCAAACGCGUCCAGCACCGGGGUCGUGGUUCCUCCUCCAUACUCCGUAGCAGGCAGCGUCGGGAACGAGUGUCCACUGGAGCUGAGAGGGUCUCUGGACUGUUGGGCCUGCUCCGUUCUGGUCACCGCGCAGAAUCUGAUCAUCGCCGCGCUCAAUGUCGGUCUGGCGGGAUUCAUCUUCGGCCUCAUCCUCCUGCCAUCGCUCGUCAUGGUUGUUUUUGGCUUCCUCUGCCAUUCAACGGUUCAGCGUCACGGUACUUCCCUUUACUGUUCAGAUCUGCUGGAUGAUGGAGGCUGUGUUGCUUUACUGGUGGUGGGCUUCCUGCUGCUGGCACCGCUCCUUGUUCUGGCUCUGGCAGCUUACUGCAGAAUGGCACGCCAUCUUCAGUUGGGCCUGUGCUUCAUUCCAUACAGCCGUGCCGUCUACAAAAACCUGCCAGCAUCACGUCACCGAGGGCUCAGUGGCUGCUGCGGCCAGCAGGGGGCGGGAGAGAGCGAGGGAAAGGGCAGCGUGUGGGUUUGAGCCAUGGUUUGAGGAGACUGAAAAACUUAACCUGGAGAAUUUAAUGUGAAUAUCCAUAGCAAAAAGUCACAUACAAAAAAGUAAAUAAUGGUAAAGAAGCAGUACAUGUGCUCAGUAUUUUAAGAUAUUUUUUUAUUUACAUAUUGUGCUAUUCAGUGUUUUGUUUUAUAAAUAUGCUUUUGUAAGGUUUUUUACUGAAUCAGCCUAAGAUGGUGAAAAAAUAA
Messenger RNA from Danio aesculapii, 1195 nucleotides. It is a transcript of the gene tmem88a, whose product is annotated as transmembrane protein 88 a. The transcript is spliced from 3 exons. Gene Ontology annotation, molecular function: PDZ domain binding. Gene Ontology annotation, cellular component: plasma membrane. The coding region runs from base 306 to 971 and encodes 221 amino acids. Lineage: Eukaryota; Metazoa; Chordata; Actinopteri; Cypriniformes; Danionidae. The record is from RefSeq and is a predicted model, not a curated record.